AUGAACAACAUAACUCCUUCAACAUAUGUGCGAUGCCUUGGCUAUAGCACGUUGAGGCAACUGGCAGAUUUCAUUGAUCCACAGGAAGGAUGGAAGAAACUAGCAGCAGACAUAAGAAAUCCAUCUGGUACAGACAGAUACAACCAAAUGCACAUCAGGAGAUUCGAAGCAUUAAAACAAAUGGGGAAGAGCCCCACCUGUGAGUUGCUUUAUGACUGGGGGACACUAAACUGUACAGUUAGUGAUCUGGUGGACCUGCUGAUCAGAAAUCAGUUCUUAACUCCAGCCAGCCUUUUGCUUCCAGACUCUGUAAGAGUGACAGACGAUGCUACAGUAACAUUCCCUGUACAAGAAGCUGUGCCAAAAUAUGACGGAGAAAUUCCUUUAAAGAAAAAGCAAAUGACAUCAGUAUCGCCACUCUCGACUCCAGAUAAUGGGCACCUCACUGUGGCUUCUUGUAGCUUAAUGGUGGAAGAGAACACCUUGCAUUUGAGUGACUCAGGGUUAAAGAGUUUUUUGUUUCAUGAGCUGCAAAGUGUUACAAAUAAUUUUGAUGAUCGAGUGGUAUCGGCUGGUGGUAACAAGCUGGGCGAAGGCGGCUUUGGAGUUGUAUACAAAGGAUGCAUUAAUGGCAGAACUGUGGCAGUGAAAAAACUUUCUACUGUGGCUGAUAUAAGCCUUCAAGACCUGAAGCAGCAGUUUGAGCAAGAAAUAAAGAUUAUGGCAAAAUGUCAGCAUGAAAACCUAGUAGAAUUGAUUGGUUUUUCAAGCGACUUGGAUCAGCCUUGUCUCGUUUAUGAUUAUAUGCCGAAUGGGUCACUACUUGACAGACUAGCUUGUCUGGAUGAUACAGGCCCGAUUCCUUGGAGAACGAGGUGUAGCAUUGCUCAAGGCACAGCCAGUGGCAUUUGCUAUUUACAUGAAAAUAACCACAUUCACAGAGAUGUUAAAAGUGCCAAUAUCUUACUGACCAAGGAGCUGGUACCCAAACUUUCUGACUUCGGACUUGCAAGGGCAUCAGUAAGGUUCACACGUACAAUCGUAACAGACAGAAUAGUAGGGACAGCUGCAUAUAUGGCACCAGAAGCUUUGCGUGGAGAAAUAAGCCCUAAAGUAGACAUUUUCAGCUUUGGUGUGGUGUUACUUGAAAUGAUAACAGGGCUUAAACCCAUGGAUGAAAACCGGGAUCCACAGUUACUGCUGAGUAUCAAAGAGGAAAUAGAAGAUGAAGAAAUGACUAUUGAAGAUUACAUUGAUGAGAAGAUGAAUGAUUGGAACUUCACAUCAGUGGAACAGAUGUAUUCGGUUGCUUGCCAAUGUCUGAAUGAAAAGAAGAGCAGGAGGCCGGAUAUUAAGAUGGUCAAGCAACACUUACAAGAAAUAUUGGUUGACUAAGACUCUUGUGUGUCGUCUUGAACUGGUUUUCAUUAUUGAAUAUAACCUGUGGGACUGCUGUAAUCCGUUUUUUAAAUGAACAUAUGUCCUAACAUCUGUGUAUGUAUUCAAAGGAGCACAAAGUUUACCAGCCUUUUUUGAAGAAUUCAGGUAGCUUACAUUCUGCAUACUAUAUGCAAUUAUUUUAAUAUCUGCACAACAGUCAGAACUCUCUUCAGUUCUGCACUAUCAAUAAUAUUAUUUUAAGGACAUCUGUGCAAAAGAUUGCCAGACAAUGCAAUCCUAAACAGUGUUACACCCUGCGAAGCCCAUUCUAGUCUAGAUGCUGAAAAGGGUAUAACUCUGUUUAGGAUUGCAUUAUCAGAUUUCUAAAGCAUCUCUUGCAAGUUGUAAAAAAAAGAGCUAUUCAGAUUGGCACAAACAACUAAAUGUACCUUUAUAUGAUUAAAUCACCAAAAAUGUCCUUGCUCACCAUAGUGCUUCACUCACUUAUUGUUUCAGCUCCAUUCUGUUUAAAAUACUGGCCAAAUUAAAGUCACAGAAUCGUAGGGUUGGAAGGGAUCUCCAGAGUCAUCUAGUCCAACCCCCUGCACAAUGCACAAAAUUCACACAUA
Molecule: messenger RNA, 2009 nt
Organism: Gekko japonicus
Lineage: Eukaryota; Metazoa; Chordata; Lepidosauria; Squamata; Gekkonidae
Gene: IRAK4
Product: interleukin 1 receptor associated kinase 4
Exons: 11
Coding region: 1-1395 (464 amino acids)
Biological process (GO): protein phosphorylation; signal transduction
Molecular function (GO): ATP binding; protein serine/threonine kinase activity; magnesium ion binding
Source: RefSeq, a predicted model, not a curated record